CCAUUGGCCGGCUCGGCUCCGCCCAGCCCCCCGCCACAACAUGGCGGCCCCGCGCUCCCUGGGCUGGCGGCUGUCACCGCUGUGGAGGCUGUGGCAGGCCCGGGGCUUGUGCUCGCCGGGGAGGCCUUACUCCCGCACCGCCCUCUACGAGCUGCUGGGCGUCCCCUCCACGGCCACGCAGGCACAGAUCAAAGCGAUGUUCGACUUUGACGCCUUCUACCAGGCGCACUACGGAGAGCAGCUAGAGAGAGAGCGGCGUCUGCGCGCCCGGAGAGAGGCCCUUCGCAAACAGAAGGAGAGCCGGGCCAACAAGGGGCUCCGAUGGGACGACACCCGAGAUGCCACUUUCUUUGUCCUCCUUUUCCUCAUCUUCGUCUUCGUCGGCUUUCGUAUUUGAUCGGAGAAAAGGAGGGAAGGAGAACAAGCCAAGAAACUUGCCAUUUUGGACCUUUGAACUAUUGGUCGUGGGUUGGAUUGACUACCUCUAGUGGUGUUCUCUUGACUCUCCUGGCACCUUCCCAGCCUGGCCGCUCAUCGACAUAACCUUCUCCUAUGGUCCAGAAAAAAAGAAGCUCUUUCCUGGCCAAGAAAGAGGCCCCAGGGUAAAGAUACCCGGAAACCAGCAAUUUAUGUGCUGGUUUCCAGAGACCCCUGGGUGCCUGCUUGUUUCUACAAGUUGCCUUCCAGAUGUCAACUCCCUGAACAAUUGCUCUGGUUUUAUCCAGAAGCCCUGAGCAAGUUUUGUCUUGUCCCCUGCCACAUGUUUAUAACAUCGGGCAGCACUUCCUCUGUAACUUUUGAACCCUCAAGUGUCACUGGUUGUCUGCUGCCAAAGAGAUUAAUUUGGGAGGCUUGCAUGAAACUUGUCUUUCUGUGUUACCCCAAGCCAAAGGUGUGAGACUUGACCAAUGAUCCAGCAGGGGAUGUAGCCAGCUCAGAGAGAGAAUGCUAGCUAGCAUGCAGGAGACAUUGGGUUUAGUCCCCAGCAUUGCUGUCCUCGUUGUAGAGUGUCCCCCUUCCCAGCUGACAAAACAAGUUAACUAACGAAUGAUUGCCGUUUUUCUCAGGUCUGUUUCACACCACCUCUUGUCAUGUGGCAGCAAGAAAACAAAGCCCUUGAGUAUGAAGAAUA
Messenger RNA from Cricetulus griseus (Chinese hamster), 1132 nucleotides. Lineage: Eukaryota; Metazoa; Chordata; Mammalia; Rodentia; Cricetidae. The record is from RefSeq and is a predicted model, not a curated record.